Dendronephthya gigantea is the source of this 816-nucleotide messenger RNA. RefSeq lists its product as uncharacterized. The transcript has 3 exons. NCBI's taxonomy places the organism in Eukaryota, Metazoa, Cnidaria, Anthozoa, Malacalcyonacea, Nephtheidae. Bases 1 to 816 code for a protein of 271 amino acids. The record is from RefSeq and is a predicted model, not a curated record.
AUGGCUGAUGAAUCAGAAGAAAUUCAGUCUGGAGGUCUUUUAAAAAGAUAUAUAGAACGACCUGAUUGUUUGCAAAAUGUGACACUGGCCGAUUGGGCAGCAUGGUACGACUCUAGUGGUCAACAGACAUAUAGGAAAACAAACAAGUCUGAUGUUGAUAAACUUCCAUUAGAAAAUGAUGAUGAAGAUAAUGACGAUGAAUUGCCAAAUGACGAAAAUCUUCAAAUGGUGUCCGUUUUUUUUUACUUACCCUGUACAUCUAUAUACACAUCUAUAUAUACAUCUAUAUACACAUCUAUAUAUACAUCUAUAUAUACAUCUAUACAUACAUCUAUAUAUACAUCUACACAUACAUCUAUACAUACAUCUAUACAUACAUCUAUACAUACAUCUAUAUAUACAUCUAUAUAUACAUCUAUAUAUACAUCUAUAUAUACAUCUAUACAUACAUCUAUAUAUACAUCUAUAUAUACAUCUAUAUAUACAUCUAUAUAUACAUCUAUAUAUACAUCUAUAUAUACAUCUAUAUAUACAUCUAUACAUACAUCUAUACAUACAUCUAUACAUACAUCUAUACAUACAUCUAUACAUACAUCUAUACAAACAUCUAUACAAACAUCUAUACAAACAUCUAUACAUGCAUCUAUACAUACAUCUAUACAUACAUCUAUACAUACAUCUAUACAUACAUCUAUACAUACAUCUAUACAUACAUCUAUACAUACAUCUAUACAUACAUCUAUACAUACAUCUAUACAUACAUCUAUGAAGAGGACAUUAAUAACUUACAACAAUAUACAAGAAGAGACUGUGUAG